ACAUCCGACCCCGCCAUGCCGCUAUCACGCAACGUCAUUCUCAACUUUUCCCGUCGGAAGGCUGUUCUGAACCGACAGUGGCUGCCCGAAAGAUUAUCACCCGGGCCAUCUUUCUGUAUGUUCUGCACUGCUCGAUAAGCUUUUCCGUAGGGCCUACAACACGGUCAUUCGUGCUCCGCAGUAUUCAUGCUAUAAGAACCGUAACUUUUCGCCCAAUUGUCAAGCAUCAAGAUAGUAAACACCGAGAUGCCUUCAAUCAGCGAAAUUGUCCUUGCUCAUAAACCAGACCUCACUGCAUAUGAGGAGCUUUACAAAUGGUUCCAUGCGCACCCCGAGCUCUCUUUCUGCGAAAAGGAAACCGCUGCAGCUAUUGUCAAGCACCUUGAGUCAUUCGAUGCGUUCGAGAUUCACUCCCAUAUUGGUGGUCACGGGCUUGCGGCUGUGCUCAAGAAUGGCGAUGGCAAGACGCUCUUGCUCCGUGCUGAUAUCGAUGCGUUGCCCGUGCAAGAGCAAACCGGUCUUGCAUACGCGAGCACAAAGCGCAUGAGCGACGUUGAGGGGGUGGAAAAGCCGGUCAUGCACGCUUGCGGACAUGACAUGCACAUCACGGCGCUCCUAGCCGCCGCAGAAACUCUAGUAAAGGCCCGAGACGCCUGGAGUGGGACACUGAUUCUCGUCUUCCAGCCUGCUGAGGAGAAAGGUAAGGGCGCGCAAGCCAUGGUCGACGACGGCCUGUACGACAAAGUCCCUGUCCCAGAUGUUGUCGUCGGCGCGCACGUUAUGCCUGAGAAGGCCGGCGUGAUUGGCACGAAGCACGGCUUGAUAGCCAGCUCAGCAGAUUCGUACCUCCUCAGAAUCAAAGGCCGCCAGACCCACGCCUCGACCCCCCACCGCGGCAACGACCCCAUCGUUCAAGCUGCCUCCACCAUCCUACGCCUGCAGACCAUCGUUGCGCGGGAAGUCGACCCACUUGACUUCGCGGUUGUCACCGUGGCCGCAAUCCAUGCUGGCGAUGCCGAGAACAUCAUCCCCGAGCACGCCGACCUGAAGCUCGACAUUCGCGCCGCGACACCAUCGACACGCGCACGCGUACUAAAGAGCGUGAGAACUAUCGUCGAGGCCGAAGCGCUCGCGUCCAGCAACCCUAACGUCCCGGAGCUGAAGGAGAUACGCAACUUUCCUCUGCUCUUCAACGAUGCGACGGUCACGUCUGCGCUCGAGUCGAGUUUCUCGUCGCACUUUGGGAAGAGCGAGUAUGCGAGCUACACGUCUAAUAUUGCGCGGCUGCAGGGGAGUGAGGAUUUUGGGAUUCUGGCUACGGCGGUGGGGAAGCCGAGUUGUUUCUUCCUGUACGGCGGCACGGAUCCGGAGUUGUACUCCAGACUGGAGAAGGAGGAGAAGCUGAGCGAGAUGCCUGGUAAUCACUCGCCAUUCUUCGCACCCGUUGUGCAGCCGACGCUGAACGUCGGGUUUGAAGGAUAUGCUGUCUCCGCAUUGACGUUCCUUGGGAAGGUGUGAAAGUGUGGGUGUGGCGGAGAUAUCAGGCAGUGCGUGGUGAGAGGGAUUGAUACAUAACUAUCGUUCAGUACGUUGCGGCUCGCUAAAUAAAUAGAUAUCGUGUCCUGCCCGCUCGAUAGCGGUG
Boeremia exigua is the source of this 1642-nucleotide messenger RNA. RefSeq lists its product as uncharacterized. The transcript is spliced from 5 exons. The record is from RefSeq and is a predicted model, not a curated record. Gene Ontology annotation, molecular function: hydrolase activity. The coding region runs from base 247 to 1518 and encodes 423 amino acids. Lineage: Eukaryota; Fungi; Ascomycota; Dothideomycetes; Pleosporales; Didymellaceae.